This is a messenger RNA of Glarea lozoyensis ATCC 20868, 1182 nucleotides long. RefSeq lists its product as uncharacterized. Bases 1 to 1182 code for a protein of 393 amino acids. Lineage: Eukaryota; Fungi; Ascomycota; Leotiomycetes; Helotiales; Helotiaceae. Gene Ontology annotation, biological process: maturation of SSU-rRNA. The transcript has a single exon. Gene Ontology annotation, molecular function: rRNA small subunit aminocarboxypropyltransferase activity. The record is from RefSeq and is a predicted model, not a curated record.
AUGGUCCGACACAAGAAGGAUGGAUUUUCAGCCAAGGGGAAGAAGUACAGUAACGCCCCAAAGCAAAGAGGCCUGCGAAGCAAUAACGAAGACGAUGACGACAACCCCGCGGCGAACUCGCGCCCCGCCUUCAAAGCAGCAUGUUGGGAUUUGGGACACUGCGACCCCAAGAGAUGCUCGGGCAAGAAAAUGAUGAAGCUGGGCCUCAUGCGCGAGCUUCACGUUGGUCAAAAGCAUUCUGGGGUCAUCAUAAGUCCAAACGCUAAGCAGACCAUCUCCCCAGCAGACCGCGAGAUCAUGGAGCAAUUUGGUGCCGCUGUGGUAGAGUGCUCGUGGGCACGAGUUAAAGAGGUUCCUUGGGCCAAAAUCGGUGGCAAAUGCGAAAGAUUGUUACCUUACUUGGUGGCUGCGAACAGCGUCAAUUACGGGAAACCAUGGAGAUUAAAUUGCGUCGAAGCAUUGGGUGCUGCAUUUUAUAUUUGUGGCCAUCCAGAGUGGGCGGAAGAAGUCUUGUCACAUUUUUCGUAUGGGUCAGCCUUUUUGGAGAUCAAUUCUUCUAUCUUGCGACGGUAUGCUGCGUGUACGGAUGAAGCCGAUAUCAAGAAGACCGAGGAGGCGUGGAUGGCGAGGUUAGAGAAAGAAUACGCAGAUAGCAGAGCGACUGGGGAGGACGGCGAAGAAACAGACAUGUGGAAAGGUGGCAACACAAACCAUAGAGUUCAGGAGAGCUCCGAUGAAGACGAAGACGAUGAUAACGACAAAGAAGGCGACGAUGACGAUGAACUGGACGGAAUUUAUCUCGGCACGAAACCUGCAAAAAUUGAGGAAAAACCAGACCUAAUGAAGGAAGAAGACCCUUUGAAUAUAACAGAUGAUGAAGACGACGAGGAAGAAAUGGCGGAACUUAGGCGUCGUGUUCUGGCUUCGAAGCCAUUCACAAAUCCGAAGGAUACAUCGAAACCUGCUCUGGAAAAGGUUGCUCGCCCCAUCGCCGUGAAAGAGGACUCGGAUGUCGAGGCAGAUUCCGACAACGGGGACGACGAUGAGUUCGACAACAUUAUCAACGCGACGCCGGUAACAGACAGGACUGGUAUUGAAGCGAGGCAGAAGGCGAAAGCUUCGGAACCCAUUGCAAGUGCUGUGUUCUCUAGAACUGUGGUUGGCGCCCCGAAGAAGUGGUAA